Panonychus citri (citrus red mite) is the source of this 2960-nucleotide messenger RNA. Its product is annotated as probable serine/threonine-protein kinase DDB_G0282963. Lineage: Eukaryota; Metazoa; Arthropoda; Arachnida; Trombidiformes; Tetranychidae. The coding region runs from base 19 to 1704 and encodes 561 amino acids. The record is from RefSeq and is a predicted model, not a curated record. Gene Ontology annotation, cellular component: nucleus. Gene Ontology annotation, biological process: regulation of transcription by RNA polymerase II. Gene Ontology annotation, molecular function: RNA polymerase II cis-regulatory region sequence-specific DNA binding; DNA-binding transcription factor activity. The transcript is spliced from 3 exons.
CUCAGCUGAUGCUUUAUUAUGGUGAUUUUUGGAUUACAAAGGUUAUUAAUACUAAUUUUCUCUUUUUUAUUAUUUUUUUUUCAAUUUUCUUUAGGAAUUUACUCAGUGAAAAGCAUCGAUUCUGGUGUCGAGUUUGGAUCUGCUGCCAGCCGAUCAAAUACACCGUCACCACCGACGAUUAACGAAGAGCGAUCCACUGCCGCUUCGCCAAUUGCCAUCGAGAUUAACAAUAACCAUGUUGAAACUAUUAAAGGAAAUAUAAAUAAUAAUGAUUCGAAUGUUAAUAAUAAUCAAAUUAAUGGAUUAACUAUUAUUCAUAAGGAUGAAGGAAUCGAUAUGGAUGAAACAAUUGAUUUUAUUAUUGAUGAUCCAAUACAAACAAUUGCUGAGAAGGCACGACGAAUUGUAUUCAAAUGUACUUGGCGUGGAUGUGGCGUUCGAUGUGAUCUAAUUGAAUCAAUUGAAAAGCACAUUAGAACCAUUCACCUUGGACGAAGUGAAAACGCCAGUGAAGAGGAAAAUGAUCAUGAGGAGGAAUUUUAUUACGCCGAAAUUGAAGAGGAAAUGGAAACUGAGAAUAUAAUUAUUAGUAGUAAAGAUAGUUCAUCUUCUAAUGAUAGUAGCCUGGGUCUAUUGUCUCCAGUCUUGAGUUCAUCAGAGUCACCUCACAGUACAAAUUACAAUUUAAGUCCGACACUCAGUUCGGCCUCCUCCCUCCUUUUCUUUGCUCCCUCACCCACUUGGAGUCAUCUUGAUAUGGCACGACCUCCACACGAGGAUCCUGAAUAUCAAGCGCAACAAAAACAAUUACAAUUACAGUUACAAUUGCAACAACAACAACAACAGCAACAAAUUCAAAUACAAAACCAACAAGUGCAAAACUUUAAUCAACAGCAACAGCAACAAAAACCAUCACCAUCAUCAUCAUCAUCAUCUUCAUUGGUGACCCAAACUAUUGCCAGUGCCCAAUUAAAACCGGAACCGGAAAGAAAGACAGUGAUAUCAAGCCCGAUCAACAUUCCCGGUAUAUCGGUUGCCCAUCGAUGGUCAACAAAAAUGCGUGAUUCUUCAUCAUCAUAUUCUCCUUUCUCUGCUACUAGUUGCAAUUCUAGUUACUCAUUUUCAAACUCCCACCAUCAUCAUCAUCACCACUUUAACCAUCACCAUCACCAUCAGCAUCAAUCUCAAGCAUCUCUCCUUGCCUCAAGUUCAAGUCCAGUGAACUUUUUCUCGCCAAAAGCUCCUUCCAAAGUUAUGCGAUUGAGUAGUAACACUUCAAGCCCAAUAAACAUCAAGUCAUCGGGAAAUAACACCAACCCAACAUUAACCGGAACCAUAACAAUUAGCGGUACCAAUAAGACAAACAGUAACACCGUUACUAGUAUCAUCUCAUCAAGUAACAACAACCCAACCCUGAGUACAAAUACAACUACCAAUGCCAAUAACAACGCUUCUAGUAACCAAUGGACAAGCUUAUUACAAUCAAGUUCAACCUCAUUAUCGGCCUCAUCAUUAUCUUCAUCCACUUCAUCUCCAUCAACCACAGGGAUUGCAACGACCCUCCUUAAAGGGUCAAGCAUAUCGCCGACCCGUCGAACCCGAACCGAGACUCGAAAGUGUCGGAAAGUUUAUGGUAUGGAUAAUCGAGACUCUUGGUGUACUCAAUGCAAGUGGAAAAAGGCUUGCACUCGAUUCGUUGAUUAAUCUUAUUGUGCAUCGGCCAAACAAAUAAAAAGAAAAACAAAAGAAAAUCACCCAAAGGUGAAAAAAGGAAGUGACCAUUAGCAUCUUGAUGACCAUCCCCUCCUUUGUUUCUCUCUCUCUUUCUCUAUCAUCCUGUCACAUUCUGCCUUUCCGACUAUUAUUCUUUCCCUCUCCCUCUCACUUACUCACUCUCCAGUUAAAUACUACAAAUACCAUCAUCAUCAUCGCCACAAUUUAAUUACAUAACAGAAAAAAAGAGAUUUUCUCACCUUUCUUUUGUCUUCUUCCUUCUUUCUCUCUCUCUUUUGUUUUUAUAUCAUCAUUCUCUCUCUCUCUCUUAACUUUAUCUUCUUUCAUUUUUCUGUUCACCCAACAAACUCAAUAGAUUUUUUCAUUACAUAUUAUAUUAUACAUUCAGUUAUUUUUUUUGUCUCUCUUAACGUUUUUAGUUAUCAUCUCGUUUUCGAAAUUGAAAAAAAAGUUCUAUAAAAAAAAAUUAUUGCUCACAUUUUUUUUAUUAUUUUGAUUCGAAAACUUUGCCCUCUCUCUCUCUCUCUCUCUCUCUUUAAACCCCUUCUUAUCAUCAUUGUCAUCAUCUUAUCUUCUUUUCUUCUCUUUCUUUUGCUUUGCCAUCUUAUUUUUGAUCUUCAAAAACCUCUCUUGCUCUGUGUCUUCCUUUAUACAUUAUAUUACUUUACUAUUAUUAUUAUUAUCAUCCUCAUCUUCCGCCUCCCUCAUCUUGUUCAUCAUCUUCAUCAAUUUUCGCUGAUUUCGCUUAAAUAUCGCAUCUGAAUGAUUAUUUCUGUCUUUCAGCUACCUGAGUUUCUGCACUUACACACAAACAUAUAAUUACCUCUUCUUCAACUACUAUUGUUCAUUUCAAUUCCAAAGAGAAUGAGAAUACUAAAUGAAACCAAUAAAUCUGAACUCUAUUCGUCUCCUUAUUCUCUCUCACUCUCUCGCUCUCUCACCUUGAUGAUGAGAUUACCAGAUAAGGAGGAAAAGGAAAAGAAAAGAAAACAAUUAAUCUUACUUCAAUUACCAGCGAAAAUUUUAAAUUCCAACUUGUUUCCCGCUCUUUCUUUCGUGAUCAUUUAAAGCCCAUGAAAAAAACAAUACAAUCUAACUUGAAAUUAAAAUGAAAUGCACACCAACAAACAUGAUGUUAAAAUGCCCUUUGGUUGUUUCACCUUUACCAUGAAAAAUGAUAAUAUAAUAAUAAUGAUUAACUAAUUGAAUAAUUAACAUUUAGCAUA